AUGGUGCCUCACAACACGCUCGGAUCAUCAUCACUUGAACACAUCCUCAAAACACUCACAACAAACUACCUCGAAAAGAUGAACGCUCACGACGAAAUUCAAAACCUCAACAUCAAUCAACAAAACAUUGAUCGCUUGAAUCGAAGAAUCCAAUUCAAUCUUCUUACUGAAUUCAAGGCUUAUCAAUGGCUGGACGAAUGGAUGCCUGCCUCUGUUCCCGAGAUGCCAACUCCUGACGACAAAGAUCUUCAAACUCAAAUGGGUGAGUGUCUCUUCGGCUACCCUUAUGCUCUCAUCCUCACCUCCAGAGCUACGAACAAGAGAGUCUGGUUCUCUGUUUAUGACAACGGUCAAUACCUUGUUCAAAAAGUUCUUUCGUUUGCCAGCACGACUAACCCUGAGUUCUGGGGUGCUGUGAUGGAUGCUUAUCUUGACUGGAUCAGAAACGGCGAAGCUGAUCUCUGGAACCCUAACAUUUUCUUGGAGAAGAUCAGUCAGUACACUUACUUUGAGUGGUCUGCUACGCCUUGCUUUGAUUUGAGAAAUGAGAACGCCUGGCCACCAGCUGCUCGUGAAUGGGCUGAUUUGUACUUGCAGGAGAUUCUUCAACCUUCUGAUGAGGUCUGCUUUAGUGGCUAUCCUGAAUUUUCUUUUUCUCCUGAGGCUGCCAGAACGUUCUCUCAGACAAACAUCACUUUCAUGAGUCUUGAAUACAUUGAAAUCAGACCUUUCAUGAGAGAGAUGCGCAAAGGUCGCUUCCUCACUCUAGGUCUCCCCGCUGUCUCUCUUGCACAGGCUGCGACUGAACAGAUGAUCCCAGCCCUUCAUCGAUCCGAUGGACUACCUAUACCCGAUGAAAUGGUUCUCUGGACCCAAGACCUCGAUGAAAGGGUCUGCAAUGAGGUAAGUCACGGUAUCCGCCCCUCUCCUGAAUCUCUCGCUGCCUCUCUCGCCCUUCGUAGACUGGGUCACAACAUCAUUUGGCCUGACCAGUUCAACGAGGGUCUUCGUCUCGGACUUGUUCCUCCGCCUGAUGCCUUUCCACCUGCUCUUGAGCCUGUUGUCUACCCACCUGGUGUCCUUCAAGCUGCUCACGACCGCCUUGUUGCUUUCUUCACUCUUAUUGCUUCUCGCAACGCUAAUUGGGAGGCUUUUCACCACAACAGAUCCAUCGCUGCACAGGCUGAAGCUAUGAAAUCCAAUGCUAACUCUUCUUGA
Molecule: messenger RNA, 1218 nt
Organism: Aureobasidium musti
Lineage: Eukaryota; Fungi; Ascomycota; Dothideomycetes; Dothideales; Saccotheciaceae
Source: the annotation of a GenBank genome assembly